Molecule: messenger RNA, 2118 nt
Organism: Pochonia chlamydosporia 170
Lineage: Eukaryota; Fungi; Ascomycota; Sordariomycetes; Hypocreales; Clavicipitaceae
Product: kinase domain-containing protein
Exons: 5
Coding region: 1-2118 (705 amino acids)
Source: RefSeq, a predicted model, not a curated record
AUGGUUGGCAUAAGCAACGCUGACGAGUCUUACGAGCAGCAGGUGCAUGGCUACCGACCGAUUGGGUGUGGCAACAACGGCGAGGUAGUUGUGGAAGUAUCCUGUAAGGAAUUGGGCUACCAGGGAAUGGUCUGCGUACAAGAAUUUUCUGGACCGGACGUCGAGAAUAGGUUAAACUUUGUGCGGCGACUUCGCCAUCAAAACUUAGUAAAUGUACUAGGCAUAUUCCGCGAUAUAAACGCCGUACACAAGGCUUCUGUUACCUUCGAAUUCAUGCCUGUUGUUAUGAUCGACCUGUGUGGCCAGGUACAUUCAUAUCUUAAUGAGAUUAGGCUGGCGGCAAUUGUAGGGCAGGUAUGCCAGGGUUUAGCUUUCCUUGAGAAUGCAGAACUGCAAAACACGGUGAUUAGCAAGAGAAGCGUUUUGGGUGACUUGAACGUCAGUGUGAAGAUCCGUGUGCAACCUUGGUGUGAGCCAUGCUACCAUCCUCCGCAGCUGCUAGCAUUCGCACAGCAUGUCAUGUUCCCAUGGAAACUACGCCCAAAUAUGGUAGAAGACGAGACCAAAUGGGCAGAGAAUUCUUAUGCAAUGGACUUCUGGAGAAAACUGCCGUGUGCAACCUCCAUGGGGGGUGUCGUAAAACUGAUUGAUUGCGUUUUGAGCGAUGACCGGUGUCGACAACUUUUGAUACAAAGAUUGCAGCCGGCCAUUAUGCGAGAGCAGCGGCCGACACUUCAAAAUAUAAGCCUGAGUACUCCUGCGUCGACACCACGACCUGAACGAUUCGUAACAGAGGAGGCUGCGGUGAUCGAGAGGUGUGACCCUCCUCUCUGUGAAAAACCGCCGUGUGACAAUGCAUCACUUCGUGCCAAUUCGCCAUUAAGUACUCACUGUGGCGAUAAUGUGCCGGCCAAUCUGAAUCCGAACGAAGAAGUAGUGCGUGACCGUGGCCAGACGCCCGAGGAAAUGAAUGCCCCUUCAUAUCCAUCUCCGUCACCAACGCCUAGGCCCCAACGUAGAUCCCGCGUUACCGACGGCAAGGACAGCGUUGCCUCGACCGAGCAGCCGGCCCGUAAGCGCCGACGAACGAAUGAAAAAGAAAAAGACACAGAAAGAAUGCAAGCGUCGUCGUCGUCGUCGUCGUCGUCGUCUAUACAACCCCCGCGUAAAGUUCGUGGCCCAGGGAAGAAAAAAAAGAAAGUCGUCCCAGAAUUUCGCACCUUAAAGGAGCCACUGCGACGUCAAAUUAGCGAAUAUACUGAGCAGGAUGCCAUCCGAGACGUCGGUCGACUGAUUGACGCCUUUGUGUCCCAGUCAGUUGAAGAAGCGAUGAUUGACUCAACGGGCUCUUGGGUGAGCAAAAUGAAAUGCCACAUAGAUUUCUGUGACAGACUGCAGGCCAAAGGUAAGGCCUUAACUAUUAGGGGCCUGGUCCAGCGUCGAUUCAACGUGCUUCUAUUGAUUGCCGAGUUUCUCCGUCUCAAGAAAGAAGAGAAGGAAGGGAAGCGAUCUGGCGACAUUGCAUCAGAGAUUAAAAAGGGACUAUUCCCAAACAAGACCCGUGGGAAGGCGAACUCUGAGUGGGAUAACAUUUAUCGGGAAGGAAAGGUAUUGUAUGACGCAGUUCAAGAGAAUGGAUUUGGAGUACUCAUCUUUCCACUGUGUGGCGUGACUAAGAAAAGCUUAAAUGGCGUUAGCCACCAAUCGAUGACUGACUUCAUCGACUACAUAGACAAGUGUCAGCCAAACCUCAAAGAAAGACUUCGCAAUCUGUCUUACAUUCUGCCCAGAUUGAUGACUCAGGGGUUGCCACCUGGUGGCUUGGGGGUCGAUACGUUGGAUCUUGACGGCACGGAUGCUAUUAAUCGCUGUUGCCCAUUGCCCCCUGGUGUUGACGCUGCGGAAUUGCAUACGGCGAUGUCCUUUACAGUCAUUCCAUCCUGGCCGAAGCAAGCAGCCGUUGAUGUUGUGUCCUUUCAGGAUAACGAUUCUCCCACCGACCAGGGAGAACUUCCGUCACAGGUAUCUUGGAAUUUGCCUUCAGAAGCAAAUGGUCUUUAUGGCGUUGAUUACGACUUGGGCUCCGGAGAUACCUUGGAUCAACAAUUUUUGGCGUAA